AUGCCAACUUCCUUAAGUACACAACGUCCAUGCAAGUUGACCCGUCUGAGGGGACGCCGCGUGCGAGGAAGCACACGAUCUGUGUGGUCUACUCUGUAUGCAGGAGCUCGCGCAGCCGCCAUGCGAAGAGCUUUGCCAUUCUCAAGAUCAACACGUGAACAAAUGCCUGCUUCCGAAAACGGAAUACACUGCAUGGACCUCUAUAAACCUUCCGAUAUGAACCUGUUAAACGCAAUGGGUUCUGAAGGAAAUAUCACUGAGUCUCCACUUCCAACGAUCAGUACGGACCUGCAAGCAAGACUUCAUUCGAACGUGCACGAUGCUCUAACAGGACGUAGCAGAGCGGGAUACUUUGAAGCAGCCAAUCUUCGAGUUCCAACAUCUCAUUCAGCCUCAAGUAAAUCGUCUGUACUCAUCGGGAACCCAAUUGUCAUACUCAAUCCGAAAGAACCACGAGAAAUAUUCAUUGGUGGUAUUCCAUCUGUUCCAUUGCCCCUAUGGGCUUAUAAAAAGUGUCUAACGAUGGUCAGAGGGGAACCGCAUGAACUAGGCCCUCGGUUAUGCCUUCGCCUGCUGCAAAGCCUAUUUAGUUUGCACUAUCUGGUUACGCACAACUAUAACGGAUCUGGAGGGAAGGCACCUAUUGAUCCAAUUGUGAUGGGCGCUGUUCUCCGACAAGCACAGAUUCAGUUCGGAUCAGGAUACUUCUUUACCGAACCAAUGGCACUAGGAAAACUUCGCGAUUAUUUGAACAACGCGUUCCGAGUGAUGGCUUUCAGACAACGCAAAGGAGAGCGCGUUCGUUCACCCUUCUGGAACGAACAGGGCGAACCGGUUCAUGGAUUGGAAGCGCCAGUGGAGUUUGCUGAGACAUCGGAUGUGAUUGUAUUGACCAAUGAAUUCUCUCCAGACUUAGUAAGACCGAAUGAGACGAGUGGAUCUACUAGCACACCAAACGACGUUGAAUUCGAAGAACAAAACACCUGA
Molecule: messenger RNA, 987 nt
Organism: Opisthorchis viverrini
Lineage: Eukaryota; Metazoa; Platyhelminthes; Trematoda; Opisthorchiida; Opisthorchiidae
Exons: 1
Coding region: 1-987 (328 amino acids)
Source: RefSeq, a predicted model, not a curated record